Molecule: messenger RNA, 6267 nt
Organism: Diprion similis
Lineage: Eukaryota; Metazoa; Arthropoda; Insecta; Hymenoptera; Diprionidae
Source: RefSeq, a predicted model, not a curated record
AUAAGUUUACUUUUGACAGAAACAAUUUGACCCUGGCACUAAUCUUUCGCAACGUAAAAAAAAUUUAAAUAAUUUGGAAAGUCUUGAAAAAAUUACAAAUUUUUGAUCGAAAGAUGUCAAAAUCUUCAAAAACGUCAAUAAGAAGCUUUAGAAAAUAUGGAUUGAGGAGAAAAAAUAAGGAUCUUAAGAACCUCCUAAAGCCUUACAAUUUCUGUUGCGAUAUCAACAAUCACGACGAAGAGACUCGCUAUGAUAAGCGAAAUCUACCAUUCUCAUCUUCUCUAAUGGUGUUAUCGCCAAUUCAAGAAUCCCCAACACUCAAGUUCCGCUAUCAAUUUACCGAACCAGCAGUAAACGCACGGCGAAAAAGUAAACCGAGGUCAGAAGAAUGGAAUCUAGGUGAAAACCCAGGCUCGAAAACGCGCGGACCAUUAUUGUGGUACCAAGAGGAUGAACUUGAGGUUGCCAAAAAUCAAUUUUGGUCUGAAAAGCAAAAAUUGUACAAUGAGGAAGCAGAUAAAAAUGCACUCAUUGGAGAGAAAAAAGGUAUACUCCACACAGGAAUCAAGGCAAAAAUGGGUUCAAUGAAGGUUGUUACUGGUCCACGAUGGUAUCAAGAUCUCUCGAUUCCACAACAUAUAUUUUCUAAAUGGCAUAAGAUGAAACAAGUACUGGCACUCGAAGCCACCAUGACAGCUGAUUAUGAGGAGACGAUAACUGUUAGAACGCAAAAAGCUCUUGCGAUCAUUGGCGUAACAUCUACCUUUUGUCGAAUUGAUCCUCCAGUUAUAAAAAAGUUACAGCGUAGAACUCAGCUUCAGCCGGUUCAAUUCUUGCGAGAAAUUUAUAGAAGAGUUACUGGGCAGUAUUUCGAGGAAGAAGAGUACAAAAAGACUUACGACUGUAAUGAGAGAAUUAUUCUAUCAGCAAUUGCAUUUUUGACACUGCCUGAUGCCGUAUUGGAGUUGAACAACAGGUUGCCUCCUAUUUCAGAAUCAGUAUUUCCUCCAAAACGUAAACUAUUUUUACCCUAUACUAUAUCACGAAAUUGUACUAGACAUAGCAUGAAGGACAGAUCGUUUAUCCUUGAUUUUGAAAAAACCGUUUUACAGCUUUACCAUCUCAAACGCCACCGCGUGGUAAUAGUUUAUAAAUCACCUUAUAUGGAGCCGCUCUCUUUGCCCCCUGACUGGGCAAAGUAUAGAACAUGCUUGGAUAAAUGGCGUGCAAAGUGCAAAGUCAUACCAAGGCCUAGAAUAAUUUUACCACAAUUGAAAAAAGAUAAACCGAACGAUCGUCUCGACUUUGGAAAUAAAACGUACAGUCAGGAAAAGUUUGAGGAUGUUUUACCCUCUCAAAACGAACUACCUCCAGAAAAUGGCACUAGCUUAACGGAAGCUAACGUUAAAGGUUUGAAAACACCGUUUGAUUUCUCUACUCCAACACUCCAGGAGAAUCAUAAGCAGACGUUCGACUUCACAUUCUCGGGAUUGGGAGAAAAAUCUGGACCGGUGAAUUAUGAAAUAUGCGGUACUCUGAAACCACCUUUUCCGAAAAGGAAGUCAUGGCUAGGGGAGAAGGAAGCUCAUUACAUAGUAUCGGGUAUAUCGGAGCACGAGAAUCCCCCAACAUGUCCGGUUACGUAUGUGAUGACGGGAAUUUCUUGCGUCACUCCAAACAACAGCGACGAACAGUUUUUUGCGGAAUUAAAACUUGGUGAUGGCCCAAAACGAGUUUACCCCACGGGUAGAAAAAAUUUAUCCAAAAACUGGCAAGAAUGGUUACAAGACGCAGAUGAACAAUUUUUGGAGGUGGAAAGAGAGGCGAAUAAGAUUAUAAAAAGUGUCGAAGCAACGAUGAGACUUGUCAUACCCAAAGGACGUUGCGAUGCAUGCUGCUCUUGCAGACAAACAAGAAAAACUGAUUUAAAAUCACGCUCAACAAAAACUCCUUACAUGGUGAUCGACAGUAUUGCAGAAGGUGACAAUCAGAACAGAUACAUUAUCGGAUCUCUGGCCAUGCAUUCGCCAGGUCCUAGUCCCACAGAAUCAACGGUGAACCUCUUAGAAGUAGUCGCGUCUAAGGAGACGGUGCAGAAAAAACUUUUGAUAAACGGUAUCACAAACGACAGUGGAGAAACGACAUAUUAUAUAUCUGGUGUCACACAGGAGACUCAGCACAUUCCGAGAAGAACAAUUGUCGCAGAACAUCUUCCGAAACCGCUACGGAAUGUUCCGCCAUGUGCUUGUACCAUUGAGCAGAUGUUUAACGAAGAAAAAACACCGAGUGGAAGUGGAGAUGAUAUACCUCAAACGAAGAAGGAAGGCGUUUGUUGCGGACAUAAAUACCGGCCGAAUGAACCGCCCGCUAUCACGUGUAAAAAAUAUCCUGGUGACAGAUCUUGCAGGCGAAAUCCGUUCGAUAAUAAGCUGAAGAGAGCUAUGCUAUCCAGAACCGAAACCUUGUGCUGUGAUGAAGCCGAUGGGCCGUCAGAAAAGAAGAAAAUGUUUACUCUGCCGGCUUUUGCGCCGUGUGGAGACGAAGAUGGUAUGGCGAUUUGCGGGGGACCGUGGGGUGCGAAGAAUAUUCCCGAUCCGAAAGUCAUUGCUGCGAGAGAGGCUGAGGCAAAACAGAUAUUAAAAGCACCUCCGUGUGGAGAUACACCUGGUAGAGCAGUUUGCGGAGGUCCUUGGGGCGCGGUGAAUCCCUCACCUAAAGUGCGCAAGUCGGGAGACGAUGAAGAAGAAGACGAGGAAGAUGAAGAUGAAGAGAGUGAAAUGAAAGGCGACCAGUUGAGCCCGAGGGAGCAAGCAAAACUAGCAAAAGAAGCUAAAGCAAAGGCAGAAAAGUUAAGAAGGGAACGAUUAAAACGUGACAACCUUUGUUCGGCGAGAUUUGAAGACGAGCUUAGUGAUAAAGCUGACGGUAAACGAUCCAUGGUAAAAGAAGCGCCACCCGUCUAUUGUGACUUUGAUAAUCAAUGGAAUAGAAUGCGAACAGCUCCCACCACAAAUCCAUGGCACAACGAGUAUGAAAAGUCUCUGAAAUUAACACAAGCAGUGAGAUUAUCUUCCAACGAUCAAGAGAUCAAGACACGAGGUGAUAAGGAGGGAGGAAAUUCGUUGAAACGAAAGCAAAAAACGGAGGGCCCUACUGAAUCAAAUUGUUCUAGGAAGAAUGAAUCUCUGAAAGAGGAUACAAACAAUAUCAGAUCCAAUGUCAAAGGACACGGCGUAAAGACAAAAGAUAAUGUUGAAGUGAUUUACAGUGGUAAACAGGUGACAGAAGGUCAGCCUCGUUUACUCAAUUCGAAUGCAGUUACCAAUGGUCAACAAUCUAAUGCCAAAAGCGGAGUUCUGGCAAGUGAAUGUGUACGAACUAACUCGCUUACUUAUAACAAAAACCGAAUAGAUUCUUCGGAAGAAAGUCGAACAACUCGUAAGGCCAAAAGUUUAAAAAGUGCCAACGUCUCUUGUACAGAAAAAAAAUCACAACCGACGAAAUUUGCUAAGUCCAAAAAGAUAGAAGAUGUUGAUAAUCGCAAAAGAAAGCGAGCUCAGAGUUCCGAAAAAAGUAACGAUGGUAGGAGUAAGCGAUCGAUGAAAAAUGAUUUCGAAAACGAAAAAGACAAGGAAAGGUUAAAAAAAAUUACAAAGGUUCAAAAAUCACCCCCCCAAAAAACUUUCAGGCAUGAGCGUGACACCACGUUCAAAAAACAUAAAACUAAAGUAACUCCUGGCUCGUCCUCAUCAGCUCCACAGGCUCAGGCAGUUUCGAGAGUUGGCAAAAAAUCUGAUGAGUACAAAGUAGCACCUGCAAUCAUUCCAAAUGAACCACGUAUGCCUUGUCAAAGACAGGACACACAAUCUGAUAGCGAAUCGGAUAAUUGUGGCUGUUCAGACGACGGGGAAACUAGUAUGAAUAACAAAAGCCGUAAAGAAAAAGAGGGACCAUUUGGGUGGAGAACUAAAUCCCAACAAGCACUUCCACGAGAAAAGACUUUGGUAUACCUCGUGGAACCACCUGAUCAAGUCGAUAUGGUAAAAGUAAGAGAAGGCGGGCGACCAUGUAAAUGCAGAGAAAACAGAAACAAGAAAAAAAUUCUCAUUUACAAUAUUGGAGGAGCAGUGAGCGUUUCAAAGGGUGGAAGGAAAAAUGAUCGGCCCCAGCUCAUAGAAGGAGUAACUUACGUAACACCUCCACAAAGCCCUAGAAACAGCAGUGAAUACAUCCCUGAGUACGAACUCUUUGAAUCUCCCUACAAAAUGUGCGAGCGAAAAAGAUCUGACCAGGAUCUAAAAUAUAUAGAUGAAAUCUCGACUCCCCAAGGUCUGUCGCCAAAGAAAGAAACUAACAAAGAAUCGUGUGCGUGUCGCGAUAAACGUGAAGAGUGUAUUGUAGAGAAUUUACCUGACAAGGAAAAAGACCAACGCACAGAUGACUCAAAAGCAAAGACACGGUCUUCGGCUCUGAAGGAUGACGGCUUGAUUGACUUCUUUACUAGCUGUCAGGACGCGGUACCUUGUUGGUUGAAGUGCGCGAAGUUUUCAAAAGCUGGUUGUUGCGCGAAGCCAAAAUUGUUACAGGUGAAAAAGCCUGUAUGUGAAUGCCGGUACGAGAGAAGGGUGGUAAAAAGAGAAGAAGAGAAGCAAAAAUGGUUUGAUCGCCAACAGCGUUUAAGAGCAGCGAAAAAACAGCCGUACAUGCAGGUUGCAGGAACAUCGAGGCCAAUGGGGCAUGACACGAAGCUCAUCAUUUCAUCAGUAAAAAAAGUUCUGCGAGACGGCGAGUUCAUUCCAGAAUCCCAGUACUGCGUUAGUGGAGUGGCAGAAAAUUAUGCUAUGGGACCUCCUCGGCAUAUUGUUCCUGGUAUUACGAUGCAGAGUCCUUUGGUCACCCCUGAACCCAGCAAACCAGAUAUUCUUUGCAUGUGUGGACACAGACAUUGGUCUCCGACAGACAUUACGGCAGGUGGAUUGGCACCGGAAGGUCUUGCCCUGCGGGCAAUAGACUAUCCGUGCAGAGGAAGAGAACAACGGAAGGAGAUUCCGAAUGAUAUUGGUGGAGGCAUGGAAGAGUCACUGAGCAUUGAUGAUAGUAGUAAACCUUACGUGGCCUACCACAGCUGCGCUGAUGGUGGCGGAGGUCGUAGCUCGAUUGCUCAAAACGGUGGACAAUUGCAUGAGAUGAAGAAAUGCAAACUGAAGGUUAAUAUUGGUGAGAAUGAAGUUCGCAACGCAAACCGUGAUGUGGAAAGAACGAAGUUAGGUGCGAAAAAAAUUACACAAAGUCUGACUGAAGAAGUAAUGAAGGAAACUACUCAAGCGAGCACUAGUAAGAAUAGGAGUAACGUGAAAAAAACGAUUACAACGAGAAGUGAAGAAUUUGAAAAUGCGGAAAAGCAGCAAUAUCAUUCACAAAAAAUUGCAUCAUCCACAAAUAAGACUCCGGAAUUAAAUAUAGACCCUACUCAAGGUAAUUCGGAGCAGGAUAAAUCAACUUCAGAAACUAAAAGAGAUUUAUAUGAAUUGAUGAAGGAUGAAUUGCAAAAGAUGGCCAGCGAAGAUUUUAUUCUAGCUAAACUACCUGAGUGUUGGUUGAUACCUCAGUUGAGAUCCUGGAUCGAAUACCGAGAAGGAAAAGUCAUCACUGACAGGAUGAAAAAUAAAUUGUGCGACGUUUCGAGAAAAAGAUGGGGCAUGAUGCAGCAAACCAAGAAACCCAGUAUUCCGCCACCAUCAUUGCAGUUAACUCCGUUUGAAAUUGCUACAAUGACUUUUGAUAGAGCGAUAGAAAUGAAAGAAAAGACUUCAGUCAUCAAAAGAAAGUACUACAGUCAACUACGUAAGAUGCGUGUUUGUGAAGCCCGUUCAUAUUGGCCUACAAUGGAGUUUGGAAAGUUCCCGAGCCUCAGCUUUAAAGAAGCGUACUUCACUUACAUGGCCGGAAAAGAGGCUGAUGGACACGUAUUCAGGCCGUGGAAAUUAGAAGAUUCUAAAAAUCAUUAACAGUACUAACUAUCAACUGGUAUAUGGAAGUACCCUUGCUUCCUAACUGAUAUAUAGUAAUUGGUAGUAUUAAAUGAGUGAUCAUAUUAUUCAUAGGCCAACUAAUAAGCUAUAUAUCCAUAAUUCUCCUACAGUUUAUAUUACUGCAAACAUUCGGUGAUAUUUUCGAAUAACUUUACCCGUUGUCACAUGAGAAGUGCUUGUAAAUUUUCCGUAAAUGAUUGUCAUAAUCUAAUGAUUGUAAAUAAGUAAUACACAA